AUGCCUCGCCACUUCCUUGACCUGCCGCGCGAAAUCCGCGAUAGGGUGUACCACGAGCUGUGGUCGAGCAAUUCGGACAUCAAUAUCUCGCCGUCUAACUACUGCCUCGAGAUCUUCUCCGAAUUCCACCCCGAGCCUCCACACUGGCUCAACACCUACCUCGACCCUCCCUACCUCCACGAAGCAGUGGAAGUCUUUGACCGCUUUGGGCGCGUGUACGUCGGCACCGGCGCAAAGUACUUGAGCUACAGCAAGUACGACGAGACUUUCGAUGCCAGAGGCAGGGAAGAGUCUCGAUACGACAUCGCCACCUUCCCCGCUCUCCUCCCACCUUUCUCCCGCCACCGACUGUUCAUUCAGUUUCUGGUGCCAGAUCACGUCCCCGCUCCGACUGGCUACCUUCCCCUCAUCUACUGGGACAUCCGCGACAUCAGGUAUGCCCGAAAGCUCUUCAAAGAUGUCAACCGGGCUGGCAAGCUCCGAGAGCUGGACAUGCGCGUACAGGCAAUCACCCACCUUCCCGACACCGAGUACCGGGUGGACCUUGCGCCUGUUGCCAAUUUGGUGGCAGGCGCAGGUUACCCUCUCGAUCGUCUGGAAGUCUUCAUUGGGACGGACGAGGAUGACGUCAUGUGGCAGUCUACCACAUGUGCUCUUGAGAUCGUGGAGAGGCUGCUCUGGACGGAGGUUCAGAAGCUGGAUGCAGGAGUGCUGAGGGGUAUGGUGGGAGGCGCGGUGGCCGACAUGACUGGGGCGAGCAUGUAA
Messenger RNA from Parastagonospora nodorum SN15, 765 nucleotides. RefSeq lists its product as hypothetical. The transcript is spliced from 2 exons. Bases 1 to 765 code for a protein of 254 amino acids. Lineage: Eukaryota; Fungi; Ascomycota; Dothideomycetes; Pleosporales; Phaeosphaeriaceae. The record is from RefSeq and is a predicted model, not a curated record.